Messenger RNA from Triticum aestivum (bread wheat), 834 nucleotides. RefSeq lists its product as uncharacterized. The record is from RefSeq and is a predicted model, not a curated record. Lineage: Eukaryota; Viridiplantae; Streptophyta; Magnoliopsida; Poales; Poaceae. Gene Ontology annotation, molecular function: GTP binding. The transcript has 10 exons. Bases 1 to 834 code for a protein of 277 amino acids.
AUGAUGCUGAUGGCGCUGCUGCCGCGGUCCCCGACCAUCCCGCCGGUGCUGCGGGCCACAGAGGCGGCCGCCCGCGAGGUGCUACUGCGACUACACCCAAGGGAGGAGGUGGCGGAGCAGCGCCGACACAGGGUCAUCGACUACGCUAAGAACCUCAUCGGCUGCAAGGUUGUACCUCGUUCAAAUGAUGUUGCAUAUCAGCACAUGCUAAUGGUUAAUGUGCAGGCUCAACCAAAAAUCAGAAUUGCCUCUAUAAAUGCUGCUGCAAAGAUAUUAGUGGUGGGGUUACCCAAUGUUGGCAAAUCAACUUUCUUUAACAUAGUAACAAAGGUGGGCUCCCGCGCUGGCAACUCCAGGCUUGCGGUGAAGAAGAUUAAGGCUGAGAAGGACCCCAACAAGCCCACGCGCCCCCGAGCGCUUUCUUCAUCUUCAUGUGAGUCCCAGUCUUGGUUCCUGGUUCGAUUCGUGUUGCUUCUGUGGGAUAACUUCAGGAAGGAGUACAAGGAGAAGCACCCCGACGUCAAGCAGGUCUCCAUGAUUGGUAAGGCCGGUGGUGAGAAGUGGAAGUCCAUGAGUGAUGCUCUGGAGAACGAAAAACAUGCAGGUGCUCUGCUCUUGCACACGUCUGGCAUCGUCUCCGGUGCGGUGGUGCUUCUUGAGGCGACCGGCGUGAUGGCGGCUUUGUACGGCGGCGACCACAAGCCAUCAAUUCAUAGUAUUUGGCUUCUGUGUGAUGGUCUGCGACUAUUUUUUGGUGAUGUGGAUAUACUUUAUGAUUUAAAGUUACUAAUAUUUUUUGUUUUGAUUCUUUCUCUGGUGCGAGGAAAGCUGUGA